This is a messenger RNA of Polyodon spathula (Mississippi paddlefish), 1533 nucleotides long. RefSeq names its product dystrophia myotonica WD repeat-containing protein-like. The coding region runs from base 1 to 1533 and encodes 510 amino acids. The record is from RefSeq and is a predicted model, not a curated record. The transcript is spliced from 3 exons. Gene Ontology annotation, molecular function: protein binding. NCBI's taxonomy places the organism in Eukaryota, Metazoa, Chordata, Actinopteri, Acipenseriformes, Polyodontidae.
AUGGCCGUUCCGGACACGGGAGGGCUUUUACAAACUGGUCACCCUCUCCGAUUCCCGGCUCCGGUCCCGGCUCAGUCCCGGGGGGAGGUGGCGGAGCUCCUGGUCCCGCUGCAGCUUCCUCGGCUUCUGCCGCCGCCGCCGCUCCUUCCCUACUCCCCACAGAGGCUGAUCGACAAGUCCAAGGUGACGUGCCUCAAGUGGCUGCCCGAGUCGGAACACCUCUUCCUAGCCUCUCACACCAGCGGGACCCUCUACCUGUACAACGUGGGGCACCCGUGUGGCACUGCGGCUCCCCAGUAUUUGCUGCUGCGACAGGGCGAUGGAUUCGCUGUCUACACCUGCAAGGGCAAGACGCCCCGCAACCCGCUGCUCCGCUGGGCUGUGGGCAAGGGCGGGCUCAACGAGUUUGCCUUCUCUCCCGAUGGCAGGCACCUGGCCUGCGUGGGGCAGGACGGCUGCCUGCGGGUCUUCCACUUCGACUCCAUGGAGCUCCAGGGGGUCAUGAAGAGCUACUUCGGGGGGCUGCUCUGCGUGUCCUGGAGCCCCGACGGGAAGUACUUGGCUACGGGCGGGGAAGAUGACUUGGUGACGGUGUGGUCCUUAGGGGAGAGCCAGGUCAUCGCCAGGGGCCACGGCCACAAGUCCUGGGUCAACGUGGUGGCUUUUGACCCGUUCACCGCCAGCUUGGAAGAGGACGGGUCUGUGGAGUUCAGAGGGACCGAGGAAGACCUUCAGGAGCCCGUUCGCUUUGGGCAUGUGCGCAGCAGCAGUACCCUGUCCUGGCUCUCCAAGCACAGCUCCAAAGCGGGCACCUGUGUCACCUACCGCUUCGGCUCCGUGGGCCAGGAUACCCAGUUUUGCCUGUGGGACCUGACCGAAGACGUCCUCUAUCCUCACCUGCCUCUGUCGCACGCUCGGACGCUGACCAACACCUUCAGCUCUGUAAUACAUCCUUCAGUCAGCGGGGGGAGCAGUCUCUGCAAUCUCGGAGCGACAAUCAGCACUGCCACCUCAAUCGAGGGCACUGCUGGGCACCACCACCCUCCGCAUGGCCCGGCCCUGCCCCGCUCGCUCUCCAGCUCCAACUCCCUGCCCCACCCCGCCGUCACCAACACCAGCAAGGGGCAGGCGGCCUCCGAAGGGGGCGCCCCCUUCAGUGUCGGGCGCUUCGCCACCCUCUCGCUGCAGGAGCGCAAGUCGGACAAGUCCGCGAGCGACAAGGAGCACAAGCGCUACCGCAGCCUGGGGAACAUCAGCAAGAGCAACGACAAGAUCAACGCGGUGACCCGCAGCAGCCGCCUCGAAGCCGCCAAGGUGCUGGGCACGACCCUGUGCCCGCGCUUGAACGACGUGCCCCUGCUGGAGCCGCUCGUCUGCAAGAAGAUCGCCCACGAGCGCCUCUCCAUGCUCAUGUUCCUCGACGACUGCAUCAUCACCGCCUGCCAGGAGGGCUUGAUCUGCACCUGGGCGCGCCCCGGGAAGGCAGCUUUGACAGCACAGAAUGGCAGCUCCCCAGGUGGCACGGUGGUGUAG